This is a messenger RNA of Hydractinia symbiolongicarpus, 2766 nucleotides long. RefSeq lists its product as uncharacterized. Lineage: Eukaryota; Metazoa; Cnidaria; Hydrozoa; Anthoathecata; Hydractiniidae. Bases 403 to 2589 code for a protein of 728 amino acids. The record is from RefSeq and is a predicted model, not a curated record. The transcript is spliced from 5 exons.
GAGUUCGAAUUAACGGAAAGGCAGUCAUUGCCCCAUUUUUUAAAUAACCUCUCAGAUGAAGAUAUCGCUACACUCCGUUGUAAGUUUAAUAUCAGAACACCAAAUAUGGAAUCAAGGGUUCAAAGUCAUAGGCUUAAACAUCAAAACAAACCCCACGUGCGCGCGGGAAAAUCAUAUCAUCAAGGAAAUUGAGUUAGUACAUAUUUAAGCUAGUCCAUUUUUUGAAAUAUUAAAAAUUAUAUAUAAAACGUUUAUUUACUUUGUGCUGGGUGCUUGUUCUCGGCUAAACUAUUUGUUGUAGAUAGUUUGUGGAAGAAUUAGUAUGGAAACAGAAAAGACAGGUGAGAAAAACUGUAUUUUCUUUAUGAAAGUUGUCUCGCCAAAUGUUUUACCUUUUUUUCAAUGAGUGUUUUCUUGUUUGUAGAAGAAUCAAGUUCGAACGUUAUCGGGGAAAAGCUUUUAUACAAAGCCAUUAUAAGGGAAACUAGGGAAGAAUUAGGUUGCUUGAAGCAAAAUAUAAACAAAGCAAAGUACUCAAUAAUCGUUGACAGUUCUUCGGAAGAUGAAUGCAACACAGAGCUAAAUAAAAUAUUUUCAGAUGUUGAAAAAGAAGUUUCUAAGCAAACUAAAAGAUACAACCGCAGAAGAGAAAAGAAGCUUCAAGCACUUCAAGAUGAAGUUAUAAUUACCCAUGAUGAAAGAUCGGAUUCACCUGCCGAAAAGCAAAGUGAUGGAAUUAAUACGGAAUUCCCUGAAAAGGUCAUCACAGAAAAUGUAACCACCUUUCAAUGUGAUAAAUGCGACGCAAACUAUACACGCAAAAAUAAGUUAAAAGCGCAUAUGUUGAAGAAACAUAACACUACGUUAACUGAUCAGGGUAAGCGUUCAAAAUGUACAUUCCCUGGUUGUGAAGAGACUUUUUACCACAAAAGUAGAAUGAUAUCACACCUAAACACAUUCCAUGGUACGAAGACAAACGUUCGUAACUUGGUAUUUGAGGACAAACAGAUGUUCAUGGAAUGGAAAGAAAAAGAAGAAUUAGAUAAACACAUAUAUUUUUCAAAACAAAGAGGGGAUGGCGACUCUAAAUUAACGAAAUACGCUUAUUACGUUUGCCAGCAUGACGGGGACGGAAGAUCGCAUAGAAAAAAAGGUGAACCAGCUCGAAAAACAGAGAAAAAAUUUAAACGCGGUCAGAUUAAAACAGGACGCUUUUGCCCAACUAGAUUGACCUGUCACAUGGACAAAGUUAAUAAAGAAAUUAGAGUAGAGUAUAUCACAUCUCAUAGCCACGCAGUCAAUUUAGAAAAUACUGUUUUUCAACCCAUACCAUCAACCAUCCGCCAGGAAAUAAAGGCAAAACUGUCUAUUGGUAUACCAGUCAACGAAGUAUACAAGGACUUACGUGACGGGAUGGGUAACCGUAAUACCAGGGAAAACGACUCAAAAAUAACGCGGGCACAUCUGGUCAGUAAGAGCAAUGUUACCGACAUAAAAAGACACAUAAAAUACGGUAGAAGGCUACACCCUGAUGACAGCACAUCAACUCACUUGUUGGUGAAAAAAUUAGAAAUGGAAAAUUACAACUGUAUUAUUGUGUAUAAGCCACAGGGACAGUCAGUUGCUAUUGGGCCAAAAAUGUACGAUGAUAUCGAUAUCAAAAAGGAUCUCUUUGCAAUCGGAAUUCAAACAAGGGAACAGCUGGAAAUGUUCAUUAAGGGUGCAAACAAAGUACAUUGUAUAGAUGGCACCCACAGCACGAACAAGUAUGAGUUCCCAUUGACAACUGUGAUCGUGCCGGAUGAAUUUAAUAAAGGUUAUCCAGUGGGUUGGUUGAUAUCCAAUCGAAAUGACGAAUUAACUCUCCGGCCAUUCUUAGAAGAAAUAAAAAGCAGAUGUCCUGACGACUUCACAGUUAACUGUUUGAUGACAGACGAUGAUAAUUCCGGAUGGAACGCAUUUUCUGCUAUUUUUGGAGAAACUAAGCACCUUCUGUGUAAGUGGCACAUAACCCGGGCUUGGCGCAGGAAUCUGAAAUUAGUUCCAGAAAGUCAGCAAGAUGAAGUAAUGCAACACCUUUUGGUUAUUUUAAAUGAAAAAGAUGCUUCACAAUUUGAAAUUCUGCAAAGGGGAUUCCUCAAAAAAUGUUCUGUAAUUGCUCCUGCUUUUGCCAAGUACUUUCAGGACCGCUAUGUUCGAAGGGCCGAAAAAUGGGCGAUGUGUUACAGGCAGUUUGAACAUUGCAACACAGAUACUAAUAUGUUUGUUGAAUCGUUUCAUAACAAACUGAAAACAUUCUUUAUGGAAAGAAGACCGAAUAAAAGAAUUGACGACCUCAUCAAUUUGCUGCUAACCAUUGAAGAAGAGGACUAUUGGCGUAGAAAGAGAAGCCUGACUUAUUACGGAAAUUUAAAAAAUAUUUCUAUUGAGGACUCAAGGCAUACCAAAGGUUUAAACAUAUCAGACGCUAAAGUGGAAAAGCUGUCAGAAAGUGAAUGGACAGUACAGUCCCAAAGUCGCGAUGGAUGCCAGUACAACGUGAGGAUGCUGGAAAACAAAUGCACCGACAACGAUUGCUUGGAUAGGUGAGUAAAAAAUGUUAUAAUACGAAAUACAAAAAAAACAAAACAAAAUUUAAAGGUUAGAAGUUUGAAGAUUGAGGAGAAAUUUAAAAACUUAAAACUCGCUGUAAAAUGAUUUCAUACAUUUGUUUGUUUCCUAAUGCGAAAUAUAAUAUUUAUAUAUUUUGUAAUAACAUUCUUUUAU